AUAUUAUUUUUAACAAAACAUUAAAAUAGGUUCGUGCAGUCUGUGGAGAAACCUACAUGAUUAAUCAAGAUGAAGAACUUUGGGAAAAAGAGCUGUCACCAAAUGUUGAAUCACUUUUGUUGGCUCAUUACGAUCCGUUAGCCGAUCGUGGACGGUGGUCAGAUAAACAUUCUGCUGCUUCUGCUUCCUCCAGAGAUAAAACAAGAGUAAUAACUUUUCGUGUGCCACAUAAUGCAGCAAUUCAGAUAUAUGAUUAUAAAGGGAAAAAAGCACGUGUGGUUUUUGGUCCAGAUUUGGUUAUGUUAGGACCAGACGAACAGUUUACACAACUAAGUUUAUCAGGUGGCAAGCCAAAAAAGCCUAAUGUGAUUCGGUCUUUGUGCCUUCUUCUGGGACCAGAUUUUUGUACUGAUGUCAUCACUGUUGAAACAGCUGACCAUGCUCGCUUACAACUUCAGCUUGCAUAUAAUUGGCACUUUGAUGUAAGCCAAAAGGAUGAAGCGACAGCUUCUAAAUUGUUUGCGGUUCCAGAUUUUAUUGGUGAUCUUUGUAAAGCCGUAGCAUCUCGCAUUAGAGGAGCUGUAGCAUCAACUAAUUUCGACGACUUUCAUAAGAAUUCUGCUACAAUCAUCAGAGCUGCAGUUUUUGGCUAUGAUUCUGAUAGAAAGAUCAGAAAUAGAUUAAUCUUUCCACAGAAUAAUUUAGUAAUAACUAGUGUAGAUAUACAAAGUGUAGAACCUGUAGAUCAGCGAACUAGGGAUUCUCUUCAAAAAUCAGUACAACUUGCAAUUGAGAUAACAACACAAAGUCAAGAAGCAGCUGCCAGACAUGAAGCAGAAAGAAGAGAACAGGAAGCCAGAGGAAAAUUGGAAAGACAAAGAAUUUCCGAUGAAGUAGAAUCUGAACGAAGUCGUAAGGAUCUCUUAGAAUUACAGGCAGCUAGCAUGGCAGUAGAAAGCUGUGGACAGGCAAAGGCAGAAGCGAAAAGCAAAGCCGAAGCCCAGAGAAUUGAAGCAGAAACAGCUGUUGAACAAGCUAAAUUGAAAGUUGAUGCUAUGACAAUUGAAGCAGUAUGAAACUUUUAUGUUCCUUU
This is a messenger RNA of Centruroides sculpturatus (bark scorpion), 1093 nucleotides long. RefSeq names its product major vault protein-like. Gene Ontology annotation, cellular component: cytoplasm; nucleus. The transcript has 5 exons. NCBI's taxonomy places the organism in Eukaryota, Metazoa, Arthropoda, Arachnida, Scorpiones, Buthidae. Bases 57 to 1076 code for a protein of 339 amino acids. The record is from RefSeq and is a predicted model, not a curated record.